Molecule: messenger RNA, 8508 nt
Organism: Sebastes umbrosus (honeycomb rockfish)
Lineage: Eukaryota; Metazoa; Chordata; Actinopteri; Perciformes; Sebastidae
Gene: usp54a
Product: ubiquitin specific peptidase 54a
Biological process (GO): protein deubiquitination
Molecular function (GO): cysteine-type deubiquitinase activity
Source: RefSeq, a predicted model, not a curated record
CCCCACCCCCCCCCCUCCGUGCUGCCGCUUUAAACACAACAAGCAGCUCUUCUCUUCUCUUCUCUGCUCUGGAGCCGUGGACCAACUGUCCUCAGGUCAGCCGGGAUUCAUGCCUCUCCUCCGGCGCACAGGUCCCAGAUCCGUCCUUAGCCUCUGACCUGUGACCGCCCCCCCUCUGACCUUUUCUAUUGGUUCUAGUUGUGGUGAGGAUGAUGGUGAAGAGCAGGAUGAGGUGCAGUCACGGCUCAGCUGCACGUGUUUCCAUGUGAAAGGAGGGCAAAGGUUGUCGCACCUGCAAUACAUUGAUGCGGAGAGGGAUGAGUCCUUGAAAGCUUUGGAAUAUAAAGAAGAGGACCUUUGGAAUUUCUUGAAAUUGGUGGCAUAAAGAAUAUCAACUGUUGACAUUUCACACAGAGGAUACAGCAUAUUUAUUAUCUUCUGAAAACCGUUGGAAUUUCUGGAGAUACAGAACUCCUGGAUAUCCUUGAAUCUUUUUAUCAUUUAUCGCAAUUCUUGGAAUUUAAAAAUGCAGAAGAAAUCAGUUCAAGUUUAAGAACAUUAAACUGUAAAUCUAUUACUCAAGGAAUUUAUUUGGAUUCAGUUUUUUUGGAGCAAAGUUAUUUUUUUUCCUGCUCAAACUUUCCCACAGAUUAUUUUUGCUUCCCUCUUCUUGCUCUUGUUCCAUCCUGUUGUUAGGAGUCUUCAUCAUAUUUUGACUUUCAACCUCCCCUCGGCCGGAGGACAUGGCUCUGUCUCCUUCGAUACGAGAACGGACGACAGGAAGCUGACUCCUGCUGGGAGCGAGGCCGAGAGACAAACAAGGAGAGAGAGAAGAAGAGAGAGCAGGGAAGAUGUCGUGGAAGAGGAACUAUUUUGCAUCAGGUGGAGGAGGUGGAGGUGGAAACGGGGCCGGUGGCAGCGGCAGUGGUGUUGUUGCGAUGCAAGGGAUGUUGACGCCUCGCACCAUGACGUCCAUCGCUCCCAGUAAAGGGCUGAGCAAUGAACCGGGACAGAACAGCUGCUUCCUGAACAGCGCCCUGCAGGUUCUGUGGCACCUCGAUAUCUUCAGACGUAGUUUCCGUCAGCUGACGACUCAUAAGUGCAUGGAGGACUCGUGCAUUUUCUGCGCUCUAAAGAGUAUCUUCGCUCAGUUUCAGUACAGCAGUGAGAGAGUUUUGCCGUCCGACGCUCUCCGCAGCGCGCUCGCCAAAACCUUCCAAGACGAGCAGAGGUUUCAGCUCGGCAUCAUGGACGACGCUGCAGAAUGCUUUGAAAACAUCCUGAUGAGAAUUCACUUCCACAUCGCAGAUGAGACCAAAGAAGACAUCUGUACAGCCAGACACUGCAUCCCCCACCAGAAGUUUGCCAUGACGCUCUUCGAACAGUGUGUGUGCAGCAGCUGUGGAGCGUCCUCAGACCCUCUACCCUUCAUUCAGAUGGUCCACUACAUCUCCACCACCUCUCUGUGUAACCAGGCGGUGAAGAUGUUGGAGUCGAGGGAGAAAGCGACUCCUGGCAUGUUUGGGGAGCUGCUGCGAAACGCCAGCAUGGGAGACCUGCGCAGCUGUCCCAGUCAGUGUGGUCAGCAGCUCAGGAUGGCUCGUGUCCUCCUCAACAGUCCGGAGAUCAUCACCAUCGGUCUGGUUUGGGACUCUGAUCACUCAGACCUCGCUGAGGACGUCAUUCACACCCUGGGAACCUGCCUGCGUCUGGGGGAUUUGUUUUACAGGGUGACGGAGGAGAAGGCUCGUCAGUCGGAGCUCUACCUGGUCGGCAUGGUGUGUUACUACGGGAAACAUUACUCCACCUUCUUCUUCCAGACAAAGAUCCGACGAUGGAUGUACUUCGAUGAUGCACAUGUCAAGGAGAUUGGUCCCAAGUGGAAGGACGUGGUUUCUCGCUGCAUCAAGGGCCACUAUCAGCCUCUGCUGCUGCUGUACGCCGACCCGCGGGGGACGCCGGUGUCGGUCCAGGACCUGCCCUCGCGCUUCGACCUCCACCACCUCAACAAGGCCUGUUACGACAGCGAAGACUCGGGCCGCGAGCAGUCCAUCUCCAGCGACACUCGCACCGAUUCGUCGACGGAGAGCUACUCGUACCGACAGCCCUCCCACUCACACCAUGAGUCCCUGGCCAGUCACUACUCCUCUGACUCCCAGGGAACCGUCAUCUGCAUCGAGCGCCCCGACGGAGCCGUGCACACCUCACUCUGCAGCCUGGAUACAGUAGGCCACGUGACGGACAGUGAGCAGCACCAGUCUCUGAGGAAAGGAGGCGGGGCCGGGGAUAGGAGGCGGAGCUCUAGCCGCCACCGGCGGUCUAAACCUGACAACGAAGCCUCGUCGGCUGGUUACCACAGCGAGGGAGAGACGUUAAAGGAGCAGCAGGUUCCUCGUCAUCUCCCCAAACCUUCCUCCUCCUUCUCAUCCUCAACCAGUCGCCUCCGAGACUUCAAGGAGACCAUGAGCAACAUCAUCCACAGCCGACCCCUCUCCUCCUCUUCCUCCUCUUCUUUACCGGCUGCCGUAAUCUCCUCUGAAAUCACCUCCUCCACCAACAACCACCACUACCCUGCCACCACUAUCGCUCCCUGCUCCUCCUCCAGUAAACCCCAUGACUGGGAGGCCAAAAGCACGAGCAGCGAGUCCAAGUCCAGCUGCUCGGGCGGAGCAGGGUCAGGGAGGUACCGGCCAGCAUGGAGGCCCCGCAGGGAGGCGCUCAACAUCGACAGCAUCUUUGGCCGCGAGAGGCGAAGGCAGGCGGGAUACAGCCCGCUCGGAGCCUCCCUGCCCGACGACUGUGGAGCUCCGGCCUCGGAGGGAGCAGACGCUUCCUUCCCGGCCCAGGAGGAGGUGAGGACUGUCAGGGCGGGCUCCUCGUGGACUCUCCCAACCACCUCCAGCAGCCACAGAGGAGAUGGAGAUGGACCUGGAAGUGGAAGUGGAAGGGGAAGGGGAAGUGGAGGACGUGCAGAGCUGCCCCCUCCUCCUCCACCUCCUCCUCCAAGGCUGAUCCAGAGGAUGGAGAGCGGAUACGAGAGUAGCGAGAGGAACAGCAGCAGUCCAGUCAGCCUGGAUCUGAACCUGGGGGAGAGGGAGUGUGUCGUGAAUAAGCCUUCCUCCUCCUCUUCCUCAGGACCGUCGUGGAGGAACAUCAGGUCGAAGAGCAGUGGAGCUUUGCUGCAGGAGCUCAGCUCUUCCAGCAGGGGGAGCCUCGCGCCCCCUGCCGGUCGCAGCGAGCUGGACGAGCUACAGGAGGAGGUGCAGAGGAGAGCGAGGGAGGAAGAACAACAGCGCCGGCAAGAGAAAGAGAGGGAGGCGGCCCUGGGCUUCAACCCUCGACCCAGCAAGUACCUGGACCUGGACCAGCUGCAGAUUCAGGGUAAAGGUGACAGCUUUGAGAGGUGUGUGUCGGAGGCGGAGCUUCUGCUGGAUCAGUCAGUGCGUCUGGAGCAGGCAGGCGAGGUCGCCGCUGCGCUGUCAGCGGUCAACGAAGCUGUCUCCAAACUGCAGCUGGUGGCAGCUGAGGGCGGAGCUAGUAGUCACAGCCGGCUGCAGCGCUGCAUGAGGAGAGCCCGCAGCCUGCAGCAACGCAUGCAACUGCAGCAGCAGCAGGACUCAGAGGCAGGCAGACAGCAGCCGCAGCAACAACAGGAGGAGGGGCAGCAGCUGCAGGAACAGCCCAGUGAAAAGCCUCUCUCGCUCCAAAUACUUCUGACAGAGAGACAGGGCGACCAAUCAGCUGCCAGUCAGGACCACCAGGCCCCGCCUCUCUCUCCCUGCCUUGUUAAGCCCCUCCCUCCCAGAACAAACUCAGUGUCUGACCCCGCCGCCAGCACCAGGGCCUCUACAGGUUCACCCAGGGAGGACAGCAGGACCAGAAGCCCCUGCUCUCUUUUUGGGAAACCCCUCGCCAAUACCGGGUCCCUCCCUGCACUGUGCAUGAACACCUGGGAGCAGAGCCCCCUGGGAGACAUGGCUCCACCCCCUCCACCUGAGGAGGUGGAGCAUCCCGCCCAGCGGACCAGAACACCCCCCGUCUCCAUCCCAGCACAGGCCCCGCUCCCAUCCAAGCUGUAUUCCUGUACCCCGUCACCUGUUGCCGCCAAUGACAGGUGUCAUCUGAUGAUGGAGGAGGUGCCAUAUUACACCCGACAGCCACAGACCAUGCCUCUUGCGACUAGCCCCACCCCCAGGCUUGUCCUGCCCUCAUCCUCCCACCCAACCAGGAACUGGUCCUGCUUACAUCUGGACCCACCCGAUGUUGUCGAUUCUCCCGUUGACCCGCCAAUCAGCUCUCCCCUUUACUCAACCCCAGACUCCCCUUCCAACACCCCUCCACCGCAGCCACCUGCGAGCCGGCCUGGUCGGAACUCGUCAUCGCCCCCCAGUCAGGACUACAGAGCAGCCCUGCCUGUGGAGCGCUGGGCGGAAAACGUCAACAGAUACUACGGCUCCCAGAAUGCAACAGGAGGAGGAGGAGGGGGACCGGCGGUGCCGGGUGAAGAGCUGUCGGAGCUGGACUCUCUGUACCAGGCCAGUCUGCUGGCUCCCAGCAUGCCCCGGGGCAGCCGUGGAGUCAGUCCUCAACCGACCAACAACAAACCAGGUGUGAGGAGAAUGUUGUCAGGAUCUGGACGGUCCAAAACACCGACGGCUGAGCUCGAGAGAUUCGCCUACAGAACGCCGGUCACACCUCAUAAGCUGCCAUCAGGUGAAGAUGAGUGCUACAGCGCAGCAAACCUGCGACGCAUCGCCCACAGCCUGAGUGGGACAGUUAUCGGGUCAGGACCCCAAAACCUCGGCCCCUCCCAUAGCUGCGACCUCUCUGCGUCCAGGCCCCCCCUCAGAUACUCCUCCUCUUCCUCCUCCCUCCUCCGUCGCCCCAGCACCUCCUCCCUGCACAUCCCCUCCUCCACCACCUCCUUCACUACAGAUCACUCCUAUCACCACCACCACCACCUCCUCCAACACCACCAACCCAGACACCACGGCAACUCAGCUCCUGCACCUCCUCCACAGCACCCUCCCUUGCAGACAUCACGGCCCCCAAGCUCAGGCCUCUCCUCCUGGGGACACUCAGGAGGUGGACCGAGCCUCCAGCAGCAGUUUCUGGUUGUGUCUGACAGGCAUCCGGCUCUCUCAGGUCAAAGCCUCCACAGCGUCGCGUUGAGUUACGGCACUCUACCUCGGGCUCCUCGCCGAGCGCAUCCUCCCUCCUCCUCCUCCACCUCCUCCCUCCCCAGACCCAGAGCCUGCUCUGGUCCUACUCCCUCGCCGCCGGAUCCACAGAGUCUCUACGCCACCAUGUCCCAUCCUCGGCGGCCUGCCAACACCACCGCUAAUGGUCACUACCGGCAACCGUCGCUGCCCAGUAAAGUCAACGUGUCCACCCGCUACGCUCCGCUCCACCUCACAGUGCCGGGGGAGGCCCCCCCCGCACAGCCGCUCCGCCUGGACGUGCCCCCUGAGACCGACUGGCGCCAUGACGCCGACUACAGGACCGUCAGCUCCUCCUGGGACCCCCGCACCGCCCGCCACCACCAGCCCCUCCACCGGACCGCCUCCCACCAACCUCCCCCGCCCCGGCCCCACAGGGACCCCCAGCUCUGCUCGCUCUGCCAGCAGCUUCCUGCUGAGCCGUCACGCCCCUACUGCCCGUCCUGUGGCGCUUACGUGGCUCGGUUCCGCACAGUCAGGUGAUCCGGCCCAAGGCCUCGCGUCCAGGCUCGCCCCAGUAGAAGAAUCCAGAUGUCCCAUAUCCAUCAAGAUCAAGUUUCUUUUUUUAAUUUAAAAUGUGCCGAUGUUUCUUUAAUCCAAUGCUUCCCAUAAUCCCGUCAUCAUGUUGGUGGAUAUCUCACUUUGGAAUCAAACUCUCAUGUCUGCAGCAUCAUCUGGGGAAGCCAACCGUCUUCAGUAUAGUUUCUUCUCUCCUGCAUCGGUCUCCCCCUUAGAGGCAGCUGCUUCACACCAAACCUCAACCACUAUCCUCCACGUUUCAAUCCCGGCCCCUAGCCUGGUCCUCUCCAGUCUGGACGACCACCACAGAGCCACAAAAUGAACAAUGUCACACAGAUGGAUCUCCUACAUAAAGUCUAUGAAUGUCCGCUGGGUUUAAGCACAUAUUAGAUUUCUAAUCAAGACAAAGCACCGUGAUAGACACCAGGACCGAGAGGAGAAGGCCGGCAGAUGAUGAUGAAAGACGGAACUGAAAGCGAAGCAGUUUGAUCAUGAAGACACUGCUGCUAACCUGCUGUCUGUUCAAACUGAUACAGUUUGAUCCAAAUAUGAGAAAAACAGACACAUCAAUAAUCCAAACAGGUAGGAGUUAUUAGUCUUCAUCUGCUGGGUGUCAGAUUUAGAAUCAACAUAAACUACGUGUUUAAUAAAAAGUAAGAGCAGUCAAGUUUUAUAGAUGAAAAAUGAAGAUUUUAAUUAAUCUAAAUCUAGUUCCAUAAUUAAUGAACGGCUUCAUGUUAUUUUUCAAGCAAAAAUACCAAAACAUUUCAUGGUUCCAGGUUCUUAAAUGUGAGAGUUAUAGCAUGAUAAUAAACUGAAUAAUAUUCAUUCUUUGUUUUCUGACAUUUUAUAAACCAAAACGAUUAAUUGAGAGAAUGGACAGAUGAAUUCAUAAUAAUGAUAAUCUGUAGUUAUGUGCUUUUUCAACGCCUUUUUAACUUUUUGAGAAUUUUAUUUGGUCCUGUUCUUGUUCUUUUCAUUGCACUGUACAGUACACUCCAUUACAGAAAAAAUGCUAUAUACCCAUUAUCAUUCAUUUAUUGUAAUGCUUAUUAGCUCAUAACUUAUGAUCAAAUUGUUGAUCACAUUUCAGUUUCUAUUUCAAAUGUACCAUAAACAUUUAUUUUAAAAGGUUAUGAACAUGUUGUAGACGUGGCAACAUUUUUUAAAAUAAUUAAAUUACUUUGCUUUCAUCAUAAUUUCUAUAAAGCAGAAAAUCAUGAUCAAUGCAUCAGAAAUAAUUCCCAACAUUCACUUUGACAAAGCAAAGUGUUGAAUGUUUGUUGAUUCCAGUUUGUACAGAGCUGCAAAUAACCAACACUUUCAUUAUAGAUUUCAUUAUUUUCCCAAAUAAUCAGUUCAUUGUCUAUAAAAUGUCAGAAAUGCUGCUAAAAUGUCCGUCAUUUAAAUCACUAAAGAUAUUCAUUUCACCAUCACAGAUGAUGGCCCAAACUAACAAAUAUUCACACAAGUGAAGUUGGAACGAGAUCUUUUUUUUUUUUGUUAUAAAAAUGACGAGGAAAUGAUCAAAAUUGCUGCAGCUUAAUUUUGCUGAUUGAUGUCGAUGUGAAUCCGUAGAUAAUGGACUAAUCAUUUCCUGUUUAGUGACUCUGACACCAGGUGGGAAGAGGACAAUAACCGUCUGAGAUACUUCAGGUGACGAUGAAUGUGUCUGUUUUUGUGAUCUUGAACGCAGCUGAACGGACGUCAGGUUCCAAAUGACGGACACUGAGACACGACAGGAAGUAGCUCAAUCCUGCUUCUUUUCUGCCAUUUGUGUCUCCGAAUAUAAAUCUACUCUACUUAUUACUCUAUUUAUUUUUGUAGGCUUGUCAGACUGAGUUGUGCAUAGAUGAAACUAUUCUACCUGAAUAUACUCUACUACUAUAGUCUAAUUUUCUAAAGGUAGUUAGUCGCCUUGUUUGGGAUGUGGAGCCUUCUUAUACUGUACACUAGGCUGUUAGAUAAGAACUAAAGCUUUUAUUUUGACAGCUAAUAUUUAGCAUGAUGUUUUAUUAUAGCCUUGAGAGAAUUUGGUGUACAUUUAUUGUAACAACGAUAUAUGCAGAUCUUUUUUAGCGCAGCCACUCGACUGCAUUUAACUCUAAUUUAGUGCACUUCAGAAGUGUUGACGAUAGAUUUCUUUAAUGUGCUUGUUGCUGGUUUCUGUUGACACUCCUGUUGUUCAGGGAGACACUCCUCGUUACGUUCAUGGGCUUGUUUUUGUACUCAGAUGACUUUAGAUCGGUUUAAUAGAUUAAUGAAGGAACACCUUUAAAACUUUAAAGAAUGCUGUUUAAAUAACUUCUACAAAGCUGAUCUGACCCCGCCCGUCUGCUGCUCCAUGUGAGCUAAAACAAACAAACCUGGUCUGAAGUCAAACAUUCAUUCUAAAUCCUUUCACCUGCAAUUGUUCAGCAGAUUACUGAAGACAUUGAUGAUUAUAAUAAUUCAUAUUAUAUAUAUAUAAGUAUUUAUAUAUUCACUCCAAACUCUCAUAUGCUGUUUGACUGACAGGAUGUCUUCUUUUCAGAAUAAAAUCUGAAUUUAAUUUGAAUUGGAGUUCACACCAGUCCUGAGUUCAUAAUAAUAGUAAUGAAGUUAUUUUUUCACCAUGUCAAAUUUGAUGUUUCUUCUUUUUUUUUUUUUUUUUUUUAUCUUUUGCUUCGCCAGAUUGUAUUUUGUUGAUUUUGGUAUAUUUUUGAUGCUUAUUUUUCUACACUGUAGACUUAACAGAGAUGAUACUAUGAUUAAAAUGUUUAAAGGAAAA